AUGCAAUUGUGCAUAAGCCAGGGUAAGGUGCAGUCUCUCACACACACUGAAACCUACACACUGAUACAUACUAUCGCACAUUGCUUCUGGUAUGUUUGUGUGUGUGUUAUAAACAGUGUGUUAACUGAGUGUCUGCUGUGUGUAAUUGUUGACAGUCCUAUUACUCUGACUGUGGCUAAGUGCUGGGAUCCUAACCCUCGAGGAUGCUUCACACUACCGAGAAGUGAGCCGAUCCGUCCCAUAGACCCUGCUGCCUGGGUGUCCCACACUGCAGCAAUGACAGGGGCGUACCCAGUGUACGGUAUUAGUCCUUCUAUGAGCACCAUCAGCUCCUCCAUCUCAAGCUCCAUCCCUGAGACUGAGCGGUUUGAUGACUUUCAUCUAUCCAUUCACAGCGACAUGGCAACAAUUGCCAAAGCGAUGGCCAAUCUAGCGUCUGGCCUGGAAGUGCGAGACAGGAUGUGGCUCAAGAUCACAAUCCCCUCCGCCUUCAUAGGCUCGGAUGUGGUGGACUGGCUCUACCAUCACAUGGAGGGCUUCACUGACCGCCGUGAGGCCAGGAAGUACGCCAGCAACCUGCUGAAGGCCGGCUACAUCCGGCACACCGUCAACAAGAUCACCUUCUCCGAGCAGUGUUACUACAUCUUCGGAGACCUCUGUGGCAAUAUGGCUAGCCUCUCCCUGGGAGACCACAAUGGGUCGAGUGGGGCGUCCGACCAGGACACCCUCGCUCCCCUGCCCCAUCCUGGGGCUGCCCCCUGGCCCCUGGCCUUCCCCUACCAGUACCCAAUCCCACACCCCUACAACCCACACCCUCUGCACGAGCCACCCCGAAGCCAACCUGGAGGGGGGGGCAGUGCAGGCAGCCAGCACAGCGAAGGGAGUCGUAGCAGCGGGUCCAACCGCAGUGGCAGUAAGAAGGAAGCGGCUGCUGGGGGGGCAGGUGGUGGGGAGUCCAAGUCGACAGGAAGCGGCAGCGAAUCAGAGCUGAGGAGGGAGAAGCCCCCCGGCGAGCGCUCAGUGGCGGUGCUCCUUAGCGAGCACAGCAUGCGCAGCACACACAGCCCGAACAGCUUGGCCCAAAGUGUCCACAGCACCCACUCCCACAGAGGUAGCCUGGUGUACGGACCCCCCGGACUGCUGGCCCAGCCCCCGCCCUCCCUCCCCACCACGGCCCCCCCUGGGUCGCCCCCGGGCCGAGACCUAGCCUCUGUGCCGCCCGAACUCACCGCCUCGCGUCAAUCGUUCCGCAUGGCCAUGGGCAACCCCAGCGAGUUCUUUGUCGAUGUCAUGUGAUGUGUGCGUUAGGUGAUCCAGAGGGCGGAUCCUCACUGCAGGUGUUCAGAACUUCCUGGUACGGAGAGAAAGGAGGUGGAGGAGGAGGAAAGGAUAUAGAGGCUAAGAGAAAAAAACAGGUGGUGCUAAGAGGAACGUGGGUGUUACUGCAUAGGUCUUCUUCAGUCUGUCGCCAGUCCUGUGGCACCUGUACUUUCGUCAGUGAAGAAAAUCGGAGUGGAUGCAGCUCUCUCUCCUUUGUCCCCAUUAAAUAGACAAUUUUGUUAAUGUUCUUUUCCACAUCAGUUUGUGUGUGUGUAUAUGAGUGAGUCAAUAUGUGGUUGGAAUUGAAUGUUUUCUUUUUGUCAUUUUCUCCCGUCCCACUCAACUGUUAUUGAAUCUCUGUGGACGCUCCAUUG
This is a messenger RNA of Salvelinus namaycush (lake trout), 1694 nucleotides long. RefSeq names its product segment polarity protein dishevelled homolog DVL-3-like. Gene Ontology annotation, cellular component: cytosol. Gene Ontology annotation, biological process: intracellular signal transduction; canonical Wnt signaling pathway. NCBI's taxonomy places the organism in Eukaryota, Metazoa, Chordata, Actinopteri, Salmoniformes, Salmonidae. The record is from RefSeq and is a predicted model, not a curated record. The coding region runs from base 1 to 1296 and encodes 431 amino acids. Gene Ontology annotation, molecular function: frizzled binding. The transcript has 7 exons.